Messenger RNA from Pararge aegeria (speckled wood butterfly), 601 nucleotides. RefSeq lists its product as uncharacterized. The coding region runs from base 53 to 601 and encodes 182 amino acids. NCBI's taxonomy places the organism in Eukaryota, Metazoa, Arthropoda, Insecta, Lepidoptera, Nymphalidae. The record is from RefSeq and is a predicted model, not a curated record. The transcript is spliced from 3 exons.
AAUAGCUCUUUUAUAUACUUUAUCAGUAUUUUCAAUUAAAUUCUUAGAUAAAAUGUCUCACGCUUUUUACGCUGACGCUUGGAAACGAACUGCCCGGCGGGAUCGCACGUGGUACCAGCAGAGCCUAAUGCCAGCUCUUCUUGCUGCUAAAGAGAAACAAGCUCGGGGCAUCGAUGCGACGAUCGCUAUAGCUCAGGAACUGUUGCGGGCUUAUGAAGAACCCGUCGAAAAGCCUACAUUAGUGCCCUUGCACGAUAUAGAAUGUCGCGACGACGACAGCCUUAUGAAGCCCAUAGAGUCAGAAAUCAUGAACUUGUUUUACGGGUCCACUGAGAAGGGCGCUGCUGAACAGUAUCUUAAAGCGAGAAACAAGAAGGCGCCAGAAGAAAAGUUUUAUUUUCGUUUAUUGACGAGUUGGGACUACGGGUGGCAGCAGAAGAAAUCGCGUCUUCGAGGUCGCGACGUGAACCAUGGCCGCUGCGCUAUCCUGCGCGACACGUUUUACCGGAAGAACAACCUCGGCCCCGACCCGAGGCAUUAUUCGAUUCCCGCAGGAGGCCCGAUCUCCAUAUGCAGCGAAUAUGCUUGUGAUACAAAUUGA